Molecule: messenger RNA, 4896 nt
Organism: Hemicordylus capensis (graceful crag lizard)
Lineage: Eukaryota; Metazoa; Chordata; Lepidosauria; Squamata; Cordylidae
Gene: SLC6A16
Product: solute carrier family 6 member 16
Exons: 12
Coding region: 947-2956 (669 amino acids)
Biological process (GO): sodium ion transmembrane transport
Cellular component (GO): membrane
Source: RefSeq, a predicted model, not a curated record
UUGGGUGUCUGCUCAGUUCCAAGCUCUUCCCCGGCGAUUUUCCUCCCUCCCGCGGCCUCUCAGACAGCGAUGCAAUUUUGGAGAACAGCCACGCCACAGUGGAGGGCGGGGACAGGGGCUGGGCCCCAGCAAGCCUCUCCUUUGUCCGCCUUGGGGUUGGCUGAUGCAACGUGGCCACGCUUGCAAAGACUGAGCGCUGUCGCCUGCUCUUCAGGUGUCCGGGCGGGAAUCGAGCGCACCGGGGCGCAAAAAAGCCAGGCUCGAAUCCUUUUGCUUUGCAGAGGAGUCAGCAAGUGUGGGUGUAUGUGUGCGAUUCAUUACACAGACAGUUAUUUUGGACAUUCUGUGCUCCUGCAUACACAUGUGUGACUGUAAGCGAGUGCAGAAGUAUCAAAAUGUGCUUGAAUGCUGUAAGGUGGCUGUGACUGAACAUUGGUGCAUACGGCGGAAGGCUUCACUGCACGCAAUUGAGAUCACCUGUCUGUAUUAGUAGCUUGUUAGUGUGAGUGUGCAGCUGGGCUUGUAUAAACUGACUUAGUGAUGUGUACAUGGUGUGCUCACGUUUAAGUGUGUAAACGUGUGGAUUUGUGACUAUGCAACAGUGUGAGUGUGGAAUCACACAGGCGUAAAGGCAGAAGUUGUGUGUGUGCAUCCUUGAACCAGUUGGCCAGGUACCUGAUACACACGGGUGCCCUCACUGGAAGAAGUAACUAUUGCAUUUGCUAAUGUGCAAGAAGUGUAUACACUUGCUUGUGUAAACAGUGUGCUUUCAGCCUUUCGAACUCUUUUGUUCACAAAACUGUGUGCUCGGGCAGGCAACUGUAUCAGGAGCAUAUUUGUGUGUGCAUGCGUGUGCAAGGCUAGGAUAUAAAUGUGUGAGUGUGCAAGGGCGAAAGUACUUGACUGUGUGCACCGUUUGUGAGUGUGCUGCAUCUCCAUUCCACCAAUGGAGAAGUCCAAAGCUGACCUAGAAUCUGGAGCAACCCCGGAAAACGAAUCCAACCAGGAGCUGUUUCCUGAUGAACCUGACACCCGGCCUGCUUGGGGAUCCAAGGCCCAGUAUAUCCUGGCCCAGGUUGGCUUUUCUGUUGGACUUGGCAAUGUCUGGCGGUUCCCCUACCUUUGCCACCAAAAUGGGGGAGGAGCUUUCCUACUGCUGUACCUGCUGCUCCUCCUGGUCAUCGGGAUCCCACUCUUCUUCCUGGAACUAGCGGCUGGGCAGAGUAUCCGCCAGGGCAGCAUCGGGGUCUGGAAGUACAUCAACCCGCGGCUCGUGGGCAUCGGCUUUGCAAGCUGUGUGGUUUGUUCCUUCGUCGCACUUUAUUAUAAUGUCAUCAUUGCAUGGAGUCUGUUCUACCUAUUUAACUCCUUCCAGUUUCCCCUGCCCUGGACAAAUUGCCCAGAAACAUCCAACCAAACUGUCCCAGAAACGGAGUGUGCCGGCAGUUCUCCCACCACCUACUUCUGGUAUCGUAACACCUUGGAUGUGACCAACUCCAUUGGGGACGAUGGAGGUCUUGACCCAGCCCUGGCUGGCUGCCUCUUUGCUGCCUGGGUUCUGGUGUGCCUUGCCAUGAUUAAGGGCAUCAAAUCCUCCGGCAAGGUUCUGUAUUUCAGCUCCCUGUUCCCCUAUAUUGUUCUCUUCUGCUUCCUUGUACGGGCAUUGCUACUAGAAGGGGCAGCUGAUGGAAUCAGGAUCAUGUUCACACCCAAGCUUUCCAUCUGGGGAGAUAUGCAGGUCUGGCGCCAGGCAGCUACCCAGGUGCUCUUUGCACUGGGCCUGGGAUUCGGCACCAUCAUCGCCUAUUCCAGCUACAACCCACGGCACAACAACUGCCACUUCGACGCGCUGCUCGUGGCCGGAGUCAACUUCCUUACCUCAGUGCUGGCUACGCUGGUAGUAUUUGCCGUGCUGGGCUUCCGAGCCAACAUCAUCACACGGAAGUGCGUCGAAAGGAAUACAGAGAAGCUGUUCAAUGGCUCCCUCCAUGCCGUGUAUCCGAUCCCAGGGAACUUCUCGGACCUCUCUGUCGCUCAGUACAGCACCUGGUAUCAGGGCCUCCCGGAUGAUGUGCAGGAGCAAUUGCGGACUUUGGGUGUCGUUGACUGUCGCGCAGAGGAUGAGAUGAACAAGGGCGUGGAAGGCACAGGGCUGGCAUUCAUCGCGUUCACGGAAGCCAUGACCCUGUUUCCAACGGCCCCAUUCUGGUCCGUGCUGUUCUUCUUCAUGCUGCUGAACCUGGGGCUGAGCACCAUGCUGGGAAACAUGCAAGGGAUCAUCACCCCCUUGCUGGACAACUUCCACAGCCUACAACGUCGGCGGACAAUCUUCACAGUGGUGUGUUGUAUUAUCGGAUUCUUGCUGGGCCUCCUUUUCGUUCAGCGCUCAGGAAACUACUAUGUGACCAUGUUUGACGAUUAUUCAGCCACCCUGCCCCUGCUUAUCGUCGUGGCUUGCGAAGCUAUCGCCGUGGCCUGGAUCUACGGAACUGACAGGUUCUUAAGCGACAUCGAAGCUAUGCUGGGCUGGCGACCUUGGCGUAUCUACCACUACAUGUGGCGCUAUGUUAGCCUGGCAGCCAUGUUGUGCCUGCUGUUUGCAAGCUUGGUGCGCAUGUGUUGGAAGCGGCCCACCUACCAGGCCUGGAACAGAGAAAAGGCAGCUGAGGAGCAACUGGAAUACCCCGCCGGGGCUUUGGGCCUUCUCAUCAGCCUCAUUGUGGUGGCUGCUCUUCCCAUCCCGGCCAUGUUCCUCCGGCAGCUGUUGAAGGAGUGGUUUGCCAAACGGAGCAGCUGGCCUGGACUGGAGGUAGCACCUCUACCCACAGAAGAGAAAGAGGAGGAGGAGGGGGAGGAGGAGGAGAAAGAGGAGAGGGAAGAAAAAGAGAGCCCAGCUGAUCCUGAAUAUAAGGGCAAUGGUUACUUGCCUGUCCAGACAGAAGACAUGCAGGAGUGAUGGUGGCGGGGAGCACCUGGCUGGGAUGUGCCAUAAGGAAACCGCGACCCGUCUGAACUCCUAAACCCCCUUGGCCGCUACUGCGUCUUCCUGACUCUGACUUCAUUGGUAUCUGGAUUGUAUGUGUUUGGACUCUGCUGGUGCUGUUUGUAUAGUGGGCAGAUGCUGAAGGAGGUCACUGCGGCUUUUUUUAAAAAAAAGAAAAAAAGGGAAGGGCUUUAUGAUGAUUUGGACAUCAAAACAGUGGAUGCCUCCAGCCCAGCUCUUCAGACAUACCAGAUGCCACCGCCAAGGACAUGAAAACCUGAAAGGCAGCUGGAGGACACAAAGAAUCUCAAAAUGUUUAAAUUUUAGGUGAGGGCAAACCGAGCUGUAUGGCUGGAUCUUAAAACGGUGGCGAACCAACUGGUGACUUAAGACUCCAGCAGACUCCAUUUCCUCCCUGGAAGACAGCUCCAUGUGGUUAUCACUUCCAUUAAAACUGUAGAGAGAUUUGAGAACUGGGAUUAUUGGUUUUGGGCGGCUGUGUUCAAAGGGAGAAUGCAAGAACUGUCUGGAUUCAAGAAGACAACAAAGGCAACAAAGAUCUAGUGGGGUUGAUUGUUAAAGAUUUCUGCUGUAGUGAAUGGCUUUAUUUGGCCACAUUCAUCCCCCGCUUAUGCUUGCUUCUCCCUACAUGCCCCCUACAUAUUGCCCCGCUGUCUGUUUUAAAUUAUAAGCUGCUUGGGGGCAGUGACUUGACUGCGUUUUGCCUAUGAAACUCUGUAAAGCAUCACGUACAUUGAUGGUGCCUUAUGAAUAAUACUAAGCUGAAUAUUGAGCACAUGUGCACAUGCAUGCGCGCACACACACAUCUAUCUUGGUGUCGGACCACAAGCUUUUGUCCUUUCAUGCCAGAGUACACAGGAAGCAAAACUUGGGGCCUGCAGCACAUAAAUGUCAGUGGGUAACAUCCAGACUAAGUUAAUCAUAACCAAGUGCCAUUGCUUUGUCAUGAGUAAUGACUAGUCAUGACUAGUGCUUAGUCAUGACUAGCUGGCCUGGCUGUUGCCCUGUAUCUCCCACAACUUGGCUAAGAAGAUGGUUAAACUGCAGGCUUUUGUUUUGAACUGGUGCAGGAGAAAGGACUUGCGAAAAGCUGCACCCGUUAGAUGUCUCCAGGUUACAUAAUUAUUAAUAGCACAGAGCCCCUGUCGUGGGCGGGGGGGGGAAGGAACCAAUUCUAUCUUGUUAUGAUUGUGAGAACAAGCCAGUGUGGUGUAGUGGUCAGCAUGUUUGUAAGACCAGAGUUCGUCCCCACUAAGCCAUGAAACUCACUGGGUGACCUUGGUCCAGUCACUCUCUCACAACCUAACCUACCUCACAGGGCUGUUGUUAAGAUAAAAGAGAUGUAUAUGUGUUGAGAGACAUGUACAUUGCCCUGAGCUCUCUGGGAGGAAGGGGGGAUAAACAGUGUAAUUAAUAAUGAUAAUAAUAAUAGUGCCAACCAGUGUUCCCUCUAACAGGGAUUUCCAGCUGAUGUUGACUACAACUCCCAGAAUCCCCAGCUGCAAUGGCUUUUGCUUGAGGAUUAUGGGAACUGUAGUCAACAAUAUCUAGGAAAACCCUGUUAGAGGGAAUACUGGUGCCAACCAAUUUCCUAACACUCAGCUGGGUUUUCUGUCUCAAAAACAGCAAAAGUACAUGCAAGUAGCAGUCAAGAGGCUGUUUGUUUUUGUAAUAUUCUCCAUGGGGAAUUAAUUGAUCAUGUUGAUAGUUCAAUAACUGGACUGUGUGAGGGUGUUAUGUUGGUUUCAGUUUAAAUACUUUAUUGUCAGUCAGAACGAAGCAAGGAACCAGGCUUCUGCUGUUGGGGUAGUGGGUUUAACAUGAAUAGUCUGGUAAAAGAGAAUGGUUUUCCUUUCUCUUCCAUUAAAAACAAAAACCUGUUUGUUUUGAAA